UGUGGCAAUAGAAGUGCAGCUAUUAGUAGUAUAAACCUUAUCACCUACUCUAUCUAUCUUCCUCUCUCAAUACCAAAUCCCUCUCUUUGUUCUCUCCACAGAGAACUUCUUAUCUUAUACUUCUAUUCUUUUACUGUUAGAGAAGCGGAGUUGUUGUUGUUGUUGUUUUUAACGCCCAUGGAUUCUGAAAAAGCGCCUCCUGUUGUCUCUUCUCCAGGUUCUUCUUCUUCUCCUCCUAUCAACAAUUCUUCUUCUUCUCCUGAUAUUCAAAAUGUCUCCAAUAUUAAUCUGGAUGAAAACACUGAUUCCCAAACUAAUAGUAACAAUAAUAGUGAUAGAACAAUUGUGAGUGGUCAGCAAGAAAAGCCAGUUCUUGCUGACCCAGAUGAGGGAACCCUAGAAAAAUCAAGAAUAGGUGAACAACAGUUAGAUAAGCCUGUUUCUGAGGUUUCUAUGAAUGAGGGUGUUGAAAAAGAUGAUAAAGCUGAGGUUUUGGGGGGGAAAGGGAGUGAAGGGGUUAUGUUGAAUGAGGAUUCUGGUGGGGUUGGGAAUAGUUUACCUGAUUCUACUGAUGCCACUGAAACUCCGGGCACGGGAAUCGAGGGAAAUACUGAAGAAUUCGACUCAGUUGACAAGUCGAAUGCUUCGAUUGACCAGGUGAAAGAUAGUGGUGGUGAGGUUGCAGUAGGUACAGAGUUGAAAGAGGGUGAGGUGGGGUCCACUCAAGAUGAGGUGAAGGGAACUGUGGAUAAUGAAAAGAUAGAAUUGAAAGAGGGUGAGGAUAGGUCUGCUAAGGAGGAGGUGAAGGAAACUGUUGUGGAGAGUGAAAAGAAUGAAACUUCAACGGUGGAGGAAACAGUUGCUUCAUCUAAUUUGAAGGAGGCUGAGGAACCUACCUCGGUCGUUGAGGAGAGUCCUAUUGCUUCCUCUAAUUUGAAGGAGGCUCAGGAACCUACCCCGGUCGUUGAGGAGAGUGCUAUUGCUUCCUCUAAUCUGAAGGAGGCUGAGGAGCCUACCUCGGUCACUGAAGAGAGUGCUAUUGCUUCGUCAGAUUUGAAGGAGGCCAAGGAACCUACUUCGGUCACUGAAGAAAGUGCUGUUGCUUCAUCUGAUGUGAAGGAGGCCGAGGAACCUACCCCGGUCAUUGAAGAGAGUGCUACUGCUUCAUCUGAUGUGAAGGAGGCUGAGGAACCUACCCUGGUCAUUGAAGAGAGUGCUAUUGCUUCAUCUGAUGUGAAGGAGGGCGGGGAACCUACCUCAGUUGUUGAAGAGAGUGCUAUACCUAGUGAUGAUGCCGAAAAACCCAAUAAGACGGUAGUUGAACCGUCAGAGUCUUUGUUGGUUGAUGAUGCAGAUGGUGAGAAAUUUACUUCGGAAGGAGAUGCAGUUGUGGAUGCUAUUGAAGGCGACGUCGCAGGGCCUGGGGUUGCUGUUGUUGGAGAUGCAGAAGAGAGCAAGAAAGUGGAAGAACCUGUUCAAAGUACUACUGAUGAGAAUGCAACUUCAGUAAAGGAUGUUGGUGAGACCACACAACUUAUUGAAGAAGCGGCUAAUAUGACUGUUGAUGAAGAAGCAGAUAUACAAAACUCUAAGCCUGCGGUGGAUGAUAAUGUUGCAGCUGCAGAAUCAAAGCCUGUGACAGAUAACAUUGUUGAUGCUGGAAGUGAUGGAAAACUAGAUUCUGGAGACGUCAAGACUGGUGAUGUGGUAGCUGCUCCCGAGGAAAUCAAAGAAGCAGUUCCUGAUGCUGGUAGUAAAAAGCUGGAUGUGAAGGAUGCUGAAGUGGAACCUCAGCAGGCAGUGUCCAAAACUAUUUAUGCCAAUGGUGACCAUUCUGGAGAAAGCAUUGAGGGAGAUGUAGUGGAAGCUGAAGUCUCUGGUCAAUCAUCUGCCAUAUCAAGGGCAAUCACUGGCUCAGAGCAAGAUGGAAAAGCUAAAGAUCAAAUAGAUGAAGAAGCUUACCAUGAAGGAGGCGCUAUUUUAGAUGAAGAGACGGAUGGUAUGGUUUUUGGAAGCUCUGAAGCUGCCAGAAAGUUUAUUGAGGAACUGGAAAGGGAAUCUGGUGGUGGCUCCUUUGCUGGUGCUGAGGCUUCGCAGGAAAUGGAUGGUCAGAUUGUCACUGACUCAGAGGAGGAGGUUGAUACUGAUGAAGAAGGAGAUGGGAAGGAGUUGUUCGAUUCAGCUGCCUUAGCUGCCCUUUUAAAAGCAGCAACAGGUGGUGAUUCUGAUGGUGGCAGCAUCACAAUCUCGUCUCAAGAUGGAUCAAGACUCUUCUCUGUUGAACGUCCUGCUGGUCUUGGUUCAUCACUUCGGUCACUGAGACCAGCUCCCCGACCAAACCAACCCAAUCUUUUUAAUCCAUCUAGUCUUCAGAAUAGUGGAGAAUCUGAGAACAACUUGAGUGAAGAAGAGAAGAAGAAACUGGAGAAACUACAGCAGAUUAGGGUCAAGUUUCUGAGGCUUAUUCACAGGUUGGGGCUUUCUUCUGAUGAAUCCAUAGCUGCACAAGUUUUGUACCGGAUGGCACUUAUUGCACGAAGGCAAAACAGUCCACUUUUUAACAUGGAGGCUGCCAAGAUGACGGCUCUCCAGCUUGAAGCAGAGGGGAAAGAUGAUUUGGACUUCUCUGUGAAUAUCCUGGUUAUUGGAAAAUCUGGGGUGGGUAAGAGUGCUACCAUAAACUCAAUCUUUGGAGAGGAAAAAACAUCAAUUGAUGCCUUUGGACCUUCUACCACCAGUGUGAAAGAGAUUAGUGGUGUUGUAGAUGGUGUUAAGAUUCGGGUAUUUGAUACACCUGGUCUCAAAUCCUCUGUGAUGGAACAGGGUUUCAAUCGCAAUGUCUUGUCUUCAGUAAAGAAGUUUACUAAGAAGAAUCCCCCUGAUAUUUUCCUCUAUGUUGAUCGGCUAGAUGCCCAAACUAGAGAUCUCAAUGAUCUUCCUAUGCUGAAGACUAUCACAAGUUGUCUUGGCCCUUCAAUAUGGCGAAGUGCGAUAGUCACCCUCACACAUGGAGCUUCUGCACCUCCAGAUGGACCUUCUGGAUCCCCUUUAAGUUUUGAUGUGUUUGUGACUCAAAGAUCUCAUAUUGUUCAGCAGUCUAUCGGGCAAGCAGUAGGCGAUUUACGAAUGAUGAGUCCAAGUUUGAUGAAUCCUGUCUCUCUGGUAGAAAAUCAUCCAUCUUGUAGGAAGAAUAGGGAAGGACAGAAGAUACUACCUAAUGGCCAGAGCUGGAGGCCUCAAUUACUGCUAUUAAGCUACUCAAUGAAGAUAUUAUCUGAAGCAAAUGCACUUUCGAAGCCUGAAGAUCCAUUCGAUCACCGUAAGCUCUUUGGUUUCCGCACACGCUCACCACCUCUUCCCUACAUGCUUUCCUCAAUGUUGCAGUCACGCGCGCAUCCAAAGCUUUCUGCUGAGCAAGGUGGUGAUAAUGGUGAUUCAGACAUCGAUUUGGAUGAUUUGUCUGACUCUGACCAAGAAGAAGAAGAUGAGUACGACCAGCUUCCUCCCUUUAAGCCUCUUCGGAAGGCUCAGCUUGCUAAGCUCAGCAAAGAACAGAGGAAGGCAUAUUUUGAGGAGUAUGAUUAUAGGGUCAAGCUCCUUCAGAAGAAACAGGUUAGAGAAGAGUUAAGAAGAAUGAAAGAAAUGAAAAGUAAUAAGGGAAAAGAGGCGGCAAUCGAGUAUGGUUAUGCAGAGGAAGAAGCUGAUGGAGGCGCAGCAGCUCCUGUAGCAGUUCCCCUACCGGACAUGGUCCUCCCACCUUCUUUUGACAGCGAUAAUCCCGCUUACAGGUACCGCUUUUUGGAGCCCACAUCGCAGUUCCUUGCAAGGCCUGUUCUGGACACGCAUGGUUGGGAUCAUGAUUGUGGCUAUGAUGGUGUUAAUGUGGAACAGAGUUUAGCCAUUGCAACUCGUUUCCCUGCUGCAGUUACUGUGCAAGUCACCAAAGAUAAGAAGGAUUUCAGUAUCAAUUUGGACUCUUCUGUUUCUGCUAAGCACGGAGAUAAUGGAUCAACCAUGGCUGGAUUUGAUAUUCAAAGCAUCGGAAAACAACUCGCCUAUAUUGUCCGAGGAGAAACCAAAUUCAAAAACUUGAAGAAGAACAAGACUGCUGCCGGAAUUUCUGUUACCUUUUUGGGUGAAAAUGUGGUUACUGGACUUAAAGUUGAAGAUCAAAUCAUCUUAGGCAAGCAAUACGUUCUAGUUGGCAGCGCUGGCACUGUUCGAUCUCAGAGUGACACGGCUUAUGGUGCGAACUUUGAAGUGCAGAGGAGGGAGGCAGAUUUUCCCAUUGGUCAGGUGCAAUCUACGUUGUCUUUGUCUGUUAUAAAGUGGAGAGGUGAUUUGGCUCUAGGGUUCAACAGUAUGGCGCAAUUCGCAGUGGGACGUAAUUCGAAGGUAGCUGUUCGAGCAGGUAUCAAUAACAAGAUGAGUGGGCAAGUAACUGUGAGAACAAGCAGUUCAGACCAGCUGUCUCUUGCACUUACUGCUAUUAUUCCAACUGCAAUUGCUAUCUACAGGAAGCUUUGGCCUGAUGCUGGCGAGAAGUACUCAAUUUACUAAAUUUCAUUUUCAUAUCAGCAUUGCAUUUUUGGUUCAUUAGACUUUAUGAUGGCAUGUUAUCUUGUCAUUUUAUUGAAUAAUGCUUUAUGUUAUUUUCCCUUCUAUCUAGGAUUGAAUGUACUUUUUGCCAGAUGAAAUCAAGAGGUUGUUGUUGCUUAAAUGCUUAGUGCAAUAUAUUGAACAACUGUUUGAAUUUU
Messenger RNA from Lycium barbarum (goji berry), 4757 nucleotides. Its product is annotated as translocase of chloroplast 159, chloroplastic. Gene Ontology annotation, cellular component: chloroplast outer membrane. The coding region runs from base 178 to 4560 and encodes 1460 amino acids. Gene Ontology annotation, biological process: protein targeting to chloroplast. The record is from RefSeq and is a predicted model, not a curated record. Gene Ontology annotation, molecular function: GTPase activity; GTP binding. The transcript has a single exon. NCBI's taxonomy places the organism in Eukaryota, Viridiplantae, Streptophyta, Magnoliopsida, Solanales, Solanaceae.